Aspergillus alliaceus is the source of this 2272-nucleotide messenger RNA. Its product is annotated as snoRNA-binding rRNA-processing protein UTP15. The record is from RefSeq and is a predicted model, not a curated record. Gene Ontology annotation, molecular function: protein binding. Gene Ontology annotation, cellular component: nucleolus. NCBI's taxonomy places the organism in Eukaryota, Fungi, Ascomycota, Eurotiomycetes, Eurotiales, Aspergillaceae. The transcript has a single exon. The coding region runs from base 135 to 1760 and encodes 541 amino acids. Gene Ontology annotation, biological process: positive regulation of transcription by RNA polymerase I; rRNA processing.
CGCAUCGACACCUGCAACGCCAACGCAGCUGGUGGAUGAGCUGCCUCUGGUAAUACCACGUCUGUCUCCUCUGGCAGUCAACUGUCAUCCCGACAAUACCCGAUAAUUAAUCAUAAUUCACCCCCACAGCAGCCAUGGCUGCCCCCGUCCUUCCUCUCCAACAAGUCAAGCUCCCAGCACUGCCUUCGACUCGCUUGACACCAGAGCAACAAUAUUGGAAGACAUUUAAGAAUCCCCUGCUAAUUCCUUCCCCCGCCAAUGGUCCCGUCAACCUAAUCACACAGCCUUCCGCCCCGUCGUCCGCCUCGGCCUUCCCUUCUCUCACCCAGCCUCCCGAUGUCUUCACCGUGACCACCGGCGCUCGAGUCCAGAUCUACUCUAUUCGCACCCGGAAACUUCUUCGCACGAUCACUCGCUUUGAUGACACCGUACGAGGCACCGACGUUCGCCCCGAUGGUCGUGUGCUUGUUGCUGGUGACGAUACCGGUACGCUUCAGGUGUUCGAUGCCAAUUCGCGCGCGAUCUUGAAGACAUGGAAGGAGCACAAGCAGCCCGUCUGGGUGAGCAAGUUCUCACACAGCGACCCGACCUCUCUUUUCUCGGCUAGCGACGACCGCACCGUUCGACUCUGGGAUCUUCCGAGCGAGAAUAGCGUCAAGACUUUCGUUGGACACACGGAUUAUGUGCGCAGCGGUGCAUUCAUGCCGGGGUCGCUGGCGUCUUCGGGGCUACUGGUGUCGGGUAGUUAUGAUAGGACUGUGCGGUUGUGGGAUCCACGUGUGGAGAGUCGGUCUGCGAUGACGUUUAAGAUGGGUGCUCCUAUUGAAAGCGUUCUGCCUAUGCCUGCGGGGACUACGGUGCUUGCGGCGGCAGAUAACAAGAUCGCUGUCUUGGAUAUUGUGGCUGGAAAGCCUUUGCAUAUGAUUCAGAGCCACCAGAAGACCGUCACGGCGUUGGCAUUGGCUUCGAAUGGCGAACGAUUGCUGAGUGGUGCUUUGGAUGGCCACAUGAAGGUGUUUGAGACGACUGGUUGGAACAUGGUUUCGGGAUCCAAGUACCCAUCGCCUAUUCUUUCUCUCCGCGCCAUCACCUCGGGGCCAGCCCAAGAGGAUAAACACGUUGCGGUCGGUAUGCAGUCCGGUCUGUUGUCGAUCAAGACUCGGCUCUCCGGGCAGCAGAAGAUCAAGGAGAAGGAGCGCAGGAAGGAAAUGCAGGCUUUGCUGGAAGGCAAGCUGGAGGAACAUGAUCGCAAAGUAGCCAAGCAAAAGAAGCUACGGGGCUCUGGCUGGGAAAAGCGCCUCCGUGGUCGCGACUUCAUUGGCGAGGGUGUGGAUAUUGUGAUUGAAGGUCAGGAUCGCAAGCGCAAGAAGGAACAAACUUGGGAGCACGACCUCCGCAAGGCCCGUUACUCAGCCGCCCUAGACCAAGUGCUGGCCUCGGGCGACAAGACCGCACAGCUGACUCUCCUGACCGCACUUCGUCACCGUUCCGCCCUCCGUGCAUCGUUACAAGGCCGUGACGAGGUGACCCUGCAGCCUGUACUGCAGUGGGUGUAUAAGAAUAUCAGCGAACCUCGGCUGGUGAAGCUUAGUGUCGAGGUGGGCAUGAACGUACUGGAUAUCUACUCUGGGAACCUUGGUCAGUCGGCACAAAUCGAUAAGAUGGUUGACCGGUUGCACCGACGUGUGCGCGACGAGGUUGAAAUGGCUCACCAAGCAUGCCAGACCAAGGGUAUGCUCGAUAUGCUGAAGGCGGCCUAAUCGAGCGACCGCUAAAAUGAAAUAAAACUAAAUGCCCGGCAUACAAAAGCAGAUGUUUGACUAGAUUUGUUGCAUUACUUGGAUACCUGGUUGGAGUUCGGGGUUUGGGAUCGCCCAACUGUAUCAUGGCAAUAUAAAUGUAACUAGCGCAAUUGAUGAUAUUGACGUCCAUCACAAAUAAACCCACUACACCGGUAGCUAUUGAAUCAUCGAUACAACUUGGAGAACCCCUCCCCGCUCUCCGGAGGCUGCAGCCAGUUCCUCUCAUCAUACUCCCAUCCAUCCGCACCCUCAAUGACAUGGAACGUAUACGCAAACCUGCUCCGCUCACUCGUAUUCCUCUCACUCUUGUGCAGAACAUUCCCAUGAAUCAAAACCAACGACCCAGCCUUCACUUCCAAGAUUUCCAAAUCCUCGUCCGUCGGCCCCUGUCCCUCCUCCUCAUCCUCUUCCAUCCCCCUCGGCAACGCAGCCCCCGUAUUCUCCACAAACUCCGUCCCAACCGCCCUCCC